AUGCCACGUAGUCAGUUUAAUAUGACCUGCCUCGCCAUUCUUCGGCUUCCGUCUCGUGAAGAGGACUUAAGUGCUAUAUCCCUAUCGAUCUAUAUCCAUCUUAACAAUCUCUCUCUCUCUCUCUCUCUCUCUCUCUCUCUCUCUAUCUAUCUAUCUAUCUAUCAGUCCUUUUGCAUCUGUCUAUCAAUCUAUCUGUUAGUACGUUCACAUCUAUCUAUCUAUCUAUCUAUCUAUCUAUCUAUCUAUCUAUCUAUCAGUACGUUCAAAUCUAUCUAUCUAUCUAUCUAUCUAUCUGUUAGUACGAUCACAUUAUCUAUCUAUCUAUCUAUCUAUCUCUCAGUACGUUCAAAUCUAUCUAUCUAUCUAUCUAUUUAUUUAUCUAUCUAUCUAUCUCUCAUACGUUCACAUCUAUCUAUCUAUCUAUCUAUCUAUCUAUCUAUCUAUGUCUGUUCAGAUCUAUCUAUCUAUCUAUCAUGUUUUUUUUCAUUCUUUCUUUUCUUAAUUAUUAUUUCUUUCUUUUGCGAUUUGCCAAUUCUUUUCAUUAUUUCUCUUUUUCGUAUUUUCCAUCUUUCAUUUUCGUCUAUUCAGAAAAUUUCUUUCUCUCGAGUUCUUCCUUGCGUUUUCUUUCGAUUUUUCAUUGAAAAAUUAUUGCUUUCUAUUUUCCAUUCAUAUUUACGUUCUAUCAACCUAUUUCUUUCUUUCUUUUCUUUCUCUUUCUUUCUUUCAUUUUUCUUUCCUUCUUUGUUGCUUUUAUCUUUCUUUUUUCUUUCUUUCCUUUUUCAUUCAGUUUUCUUUCUUUCCUUUUUUCCCCUUUCUUUCUUUUAUUCUACUUUUAUCUUCUUUCUUUCUUUCUUUCUUUCUUUCUUUCUUUCUUUCUUUAUUUUAUCUUCUUUCUUUCCUUCUUUCUUUCUUUCGCCUUUCUUUUCUUUAUAUUAUUUUUUUUACUUUCAUGGAGGAAAAAAGAAAAAAAAAUCUUUCUUUCCGUUUUUUGUUCUUUUUUCCUUUCAUUCUUUCAUAUUUUUAUUUCUUUUUCUUUGUUCUUCUCUUUCUUUUAAUCUUUCUUUCUUUUUUCAUCGACUUUCUUUUUAA
Messenger RNA from Acanthosepion pharaonis, 1089 nucleotides. Lineage: Eukaryota; Metazoa; Mollusca; Cephalopoda; Sepiida; Sepiidae. The record is from the annotation of a GenBank genome assembly.